AUGAUUUUCUUGAGGAUAAGUAUAGACUUACCUUACCCUAGAGGCAUCACAACCUCGAACGCUUUGACAUUGGCAUCACCUGAAGAAUACAAACCAGCGGCGUCGGCGGGGGCCAACGUCGGUGGUCUGCCAGGCUUCAACCGUCUACCAACCACCUUCACAACGACAGGCACUGGUGGACAUAGGAUAGCACCAGUAGCGGGUGCUGGGGCAUAUACUGCACUCCAAAAUAGCGUUUAUGGAUCUGAUUGGCCGUACUCAACGACGCCAGUCGACACGUACGGGGGUACUACAGGACUCGCCGCUACACAUAGAAACAGGCCGGUGUCUGCUGCAGCGAGUUUAUCAGCAAGUAAGUUGGCGAUGGAUAGUUUUUGA
This is a messenger RNA of Acanthoscelides obtectus, 378 nucleotides long. NCBI's taxonomy places the organism in Eukaryota, Metazoa, Arthropoda, Insecta, Coleoptera, Chrysomelidae. The record is from the annotation of a GenBank genome assembly.